CACGCCUCUGCUGCGGGCUCUCCCCUGAGCAACCAUGGCGGACCAGGAGGUGACGGAGCAGCGAGCUCCUGAAGUGGAGACCCUUCAAAACGGAGACGCACACGGCCCGAAAGAAGACGGAGAACAUGUCGACGAUGCGUCGAAGAAGAAGAGAAAGAAGAAGAGGAAAGGCAAAGCGUUGGUCGAAGGAAGUAAUGGAGAUGGAGAGUCUGACAUCAACAAAGUGACAAAACAAUUGGAGAAGCAGGCCUUGGAUGAUCAAGAAAAGGAGGAAGAUGGUGAGGAUGAAGGUGAAGAAGGGGAUUCUGUUGGAAAGAAGAAGAAGAAAAAGAAGAAAAGAAACAAAGGGCCCAAAAUGCAAACAGAUACUCCAUCGAUUCCCAUCUGUGAACUCUAUCCAAAUGGAAUUUUCCCCAAGGGACAGGAAUGUGAAUACCCACCUUUAGAAGAUGGCUGCACUGCUGCAUGGAGGACAAGCAGUGAGGAAAAGCGGGUGUUGGACCAAGCCAGCGAGGAGAUGUGGAACGACUUCAGACAGGCAGCAGAAGCUCAUCGGCAGGUCAGGAGUUAUGUCAUGAGCUGGAUUAAACCGGGCAUGACCAUGAUUGAGAUCUGUGAGAAGCUGGAGGACUGCUCUAGGAAGUUAAUUAAAGAGAAUGGGCUGAAUGCUGGCCUGGCGUUCCCUACUGGCUGCUCCCUCAACCACUGUGCCGCACACUACACCCCCAAUGCUGGGGACCCCACAGUGCUCCAGUACGAUGAUGUCUGCAAGAUCGACUUUGGCACACACAUUAAUGGAAGAAUCAUUGACUGUGCCUUUACUGUCACCUUCAACCCAAAGUAUGAUAAACUGCUGGAAGCCGUUAAAGAUGCUACAAAUACUGGAAUUAAGUGUGCGGGAAUAGAUGUCCGCCUGUGUGACAUUGGGGAAUCCAUUCAAGAAGUCAUGGAGUCAUAUGAAGUAGAAUUAGAUGGAAAAACGUAUCAAGUGAAACCAAUCCGGAAUCUCAAUGGCCACUCAAUUGGACAAUAUCGAAUACAUGCAGGAAAGACUGUCCCCAUUGUGAAGGGUGGGGAAGCAACCAAAAUGGAGGAGGGAGAGGUGUAUGCCAUUGAAACCUUUGGAAGCACUGGGAAGGGCAUGGUGCAUGAUGAUAUGGAGUGCUCUCAUUACAUGAAAAACUUUGAAGUUGGACAUGUGCCAAUCAGACUCCCCCGGGCCAAGCACUUGCUGAAUGUCGUCAAUGAGAAUUUCGGCACACUGGCAUUUUGUCGCCGUUGGCUCGAUCGCCUGGGUGAAUCCAAGUACCUAAUGGCGCUGAAAAACCUCUGUGACCUGGGAAUCAUUGACCCAUACCCACCUUUGUGUGACACCAAAGGCUGCUACACUGCUCAGUUUGAGCACACCAUCCUACUGAGACCAACCUGCAAGGAGGUGGUCAGCCGCGGUGACGAUUACUAGAGCACAGUCUCGUCCACCUUGAUAGUUCACCAAUACGUUGAUGGGUUUUAAUAAGCUGGGUAAGGGGCUAAAUGCAUGGCAUUUGUGCCUGUUGAGUUUGAGCAUUCUGACAAUAUUGUAUUAAAAUUGGCGGGGUCAUAUUGGAAGUGUUCUAGAUGCUAAAUGGAUCUGAAAUGUAGGACAGACAGGCCUGUGCUCUUACUCCCCAUAUAUUAUUACUUUAAGUACCCUCAAAAUUAGCAAGCAUAAAAUUUUGAAAAGUUGGACUUUUCUUUGUGUAUAACAUGUUAGCUCUGGGAAAAUUGAGGUCAAUCUAUUAAAUUGCCAUGCAAAAAAGUAUUUAGAAAGGUUUUUGUUUGUUUGGUUUUCUUUGCUUAAUGCGUGGAACAGUUGUUUCCUCUACAGCUGUCAGUUGUGGCCACAUUUGAUUUAUUUCAUUCAGAGCAUGAAUGGAGUCAUGGUGCACACAUUUUGAUUGUUUUUAAUUCCUGGUUACAGGAAUAAGCCAUUAAAAUCUUAUAUAUAUAUAUAAAAUAUAAAAACCUUGAACAUGCAGUCAUGCUUUGUUGCCUUGCAGGUAAUAACGCUUUCCUUACUUGGAAAAGAGUAGGUGCUGCUGCACCUUGUACGUUUGACACUGAACUGUGUGUUGAGCUGAAUUCAGUCACGUUUCUCUGGAUAAAGCACAAUGUAGUCUUUUGUUUUGAAUUACGAAUAAAAUUUGUAAGAAAUUAUUACUUAAAACUAAUUAGAUGAACUUAUGUCUUGGUUUCUGGCAACAGCCCACAAAUAUAUAAGUAAUUAAAACCAUA
Molecule: messenger RNA, 2274 nt
Organism: Electrophorus electricus (electric eel)
Lineage: Eukaryota; Metazoa; Chordata; Actinopteri; Gymnotiformes; Gymnotidae
Gene: metap2b
Product: methionyl aminopeptidase 2b
Biological process (GO): proteolysis
Cellular component (GO): cytoplasm
Molecular function (GO): metalloaminopeptidase activity
Source: RefSeq, a predicted model, not a curated record